Spodoptera frugiperda (fall armyworm) is the source of this 2584-nucleotide messenger RNA. RefSeq lists its product as uncharacterized. The record is from RefSeq and is a predicted model, not a curated record. Gene Ontology annotation, biological process: intracellular copper ion homeostasis; copper ion transmembrane transport. Bases 391 to 1422 code for a protein of 343 amino acids. The transcript is spliced from 7 exons. Gene Ontology annotation, molecular function: copper ion transmembrane transporter activity. Gene Ontology annotation, cellular component: plasma membrane. NCBI's taxonomy places the organism in Eukaryota, Metazoa, Arthropoda, Insecta, Lepidoptera, Noctuidae.
GUUGACAUUUCGACAGUCUUGAAAUAAUUUUGGUAUUUUGCUGAAUGUAGUUGACGAUUUAAUUUGUGUGCAAAAUUAUGCGGAUAUAAAUUCACUUGUAAUGUACGUUCACUUGAUUAAACAUUUAAGAAUAUAAAUUGACUGUAACAUUUGGAACAAAUCAUUUCUAAGAGAAUAUCAGUGUAACGUUUUAAAAAGAGUGGUUAAAUUUUAUCAGGUGUUUGUUAUAAUUAUUUACUUUCUAAUUUAUCAAUAAAAUGUGUGAUAACGAUGGACGUUCCGUGUGAUAUCUUGGAUACAGUUGGUAAACAAAUUCAUGGAUCGUGGGGACUUGAAGAGUCCUAGAUAGAAAUACAUUCUCUUCCAUAAAGGUCCUGUGGAGCCGGCAGGAUGAUGCACAUGUGGCUAUGGUUCGGCUACGACCUCGGGGAGUUCAUGUUCUCCGGGCUGAACAUAUCCUCGCGCUGGUCCUUCGCCAUCACCUGGAUAGUACUGUUCUUCGUGGCACUGCUUUUCGAGGGGUCCAAGGUAUAUUUGGCGAAGGUGCAGCGUGCAGCCCACAAAAAGCUUUACCCAUACAGGUCGGACGAGAGGCGGAACCUCUUGUGUGAUAGGGAGCAGGGCAGCAUGGAGCCGACAACCAGCCGGAACGCCAGCUCCGGGCAGGUCAGCCGAUGGGCGUCACUUAGAGUACGCGCGUUAGUGAACACGUAUCAGUCAGUGGUGUUCCUGGUACAUAACGUGGUGGGCUACCUGCUCAUGUUGGCGGUGAUGGUCUACAAUGUGCAUCUGCUACUCGCCGUGGUCUUCGGGAUGAUGCUCGGCUACUUCCUGUUCGGCACGAAGUUGACGCGGCUGCAGAUGCAGUGCUUCAGCAGAAAGCGGGUGGUCAUCUGCACGCCGGAGUGCGACGACACAGCUGAGAACACAACUCCGCCUCUAUUGGACUCCUCGAUGAGUUCAGAGUCCGACUUCUUCAUCUGCCAGACUCGCACCUGCAUCCAGCCCUCACAUUACUUCCCCGCUUCCUCACAAGAGGGCAGCACCAGCGAGCAGAACGCCACCUGCUUCUACGGCGCGAAGAAAUGUCCCUCGAAGGUAGCUAGAGCUAAGAAAAUUCAGGCUUCCACAUCACACUGCCAUCACGAGAGUGAGAAAGAAGAUAGUCCUAGUGUAGAAGAUGUCCAGCUACUCCGCACUGAGCGGCAAGGCUGCUGUAAGAAGAAGCAAGAGCCGCCACCUGAGGAGAAGUGUUGUAAGAAGGAGACGACGGUGAUAGUCCACGAGCCCAGCCAGGGCUGCUGCAAGGACGAGAGUCCGGAGGAGCCGCGCCAGGACGCGCGCGAGAAGAGCCCGCAGAUCACGUGCUGCCACAACGCCAAGUCCGCGCCCAGCGACAGCCAGGAACAGAUCAUCAAGUGAGUGACAGACACGAGACACGAGUGAAGUGACACGAGGCUCAUGUAUACGCGUCGCACUGUUGUGGGUGUUUGUGCGCGCGUUUGUUGCGCCUGUAGUGUGCUCGUUCAUUGUUUUAUAUGUUUUUUAUUAUUUUGUUAAAGAAAUUAAGUCUUCCAGUGAAAGCUUAAUGUUGUUAGAGCGACACAAACGUGCCCACAGUAUUCUGUGAUACCUUCCUACUAUUCUUGAUGUCUGACUGUUAGAGUUAAGAUUCCGACUAUGCAACACAUCCAAAACAGUGGGACGUCGUAUUAGUUUAUAAAGAAUCGGUUAAUAAUGACAAGUAACGUUUAGUAUUUUUAUUUGUACAGGAAUUAAAUAUAUUUUGUUAGAUGUAGAUUUAUAAGUUUUUGUAUCGGCAUAUCACUAUUUUAUAUUUAUAAAGACUUGUGUGAGGACUAAAAGUUGUCUAGCAAAGUGUACCUGUUCUGCACAUCGCAUUGAUACUUGCAUUGGUGUGAAUCUUGCAUAAUUGUACAGUGAAGAAUAGAUGCGAUCAAAAAACAUUUUUUUUUCUAUAACGAAUAUUGUAAUGGCUAUAUGCCACUAGUCACUGACGAUUGCAUGAAAAGUAAAUCAAAUAGAAAGUACUGAUGAUAAUAGAGCCACCUCUGAUUUAUGCACUGCAAUAAAAGAAAUAAGUGUGCAUGAUAUCUGGACAGAGUUGCAGAAUGUUGAUGAAAUCGAUUACUUUUUAAAAGACACGCGGCUCUAGUUGUCCAUAGUAGGUACUUGUGAAAUGUUUUAUUUAAACCUUUGUAGACUCUUUUAUAUUAUUUUUAAAUACGAUAUACAUGUUUAUGUUACGCGGAAUGUGUUGGAAAUGUUCAAAUGUAUUGUUACAAACCAUUUUCCUGGGGUGCGAAUUUCAGUAUGCAGACUGAAAUUCGCCUUAGAAAAGUUUAUGAAGACAUGAAGACGUUACAUUAGCCAGGAAAGGGUUUGAUGUUGACUGUAUGUAAUUUAUACUUUAUACGUAAUUGUGUUCCUGGCGACAAUAUUAGUGAAUAUAGAGAAGGAAGUGCCUUACGAUGAGUUGCGUUGUGCCAAAUUUUGUUUUGUUGAACGAAGCACCUGUUUGUAAUGUAUUGUUGUUGGCUAAUAUAGACGAAUUAUUUUACUG